GGCGGGGGCCGGGGCUGAGGCGGCGGCCGGGGGUCGCGGGCCGCGCCGGGCCGGGGGCGGAGGAGCAGAGGCGGAGGAGGUGGAGGCCUGGCGGCCGGGCAGGGGCGCCAUGGCGGCGGCCGAGACGAAGAUCAUCUACCACCUGGACGAGCAGGAGACGCCGUACCUGGUGAAGCUGCCGAUCCCGGCGGAGCGCGUCACCCUCGGCGACUUUAAGGGCCUCCUCAACCGCCCCAACUACAAGUUCUACUUCAAGUCCAUGGACGACGACUUCGGGGUGGUGAAAGAAGAAAUCUCAGAUGACAAUGCCAAGCUUCCCUGCUUCAACGGCCGGGUGGUGUCAUGGCUGGUGUCUGCAGAGGGUUCCCAUUCAGAUGCUGGCUCAGUCUGUGCCGAUAACCAGACAGAGCUGCCACCCUCCAUGGAGCGCACGGGAGGAAUUGGAGACUCUAGGCCCCCCUCUUUCCACCCUAACACCGGGGGGAGUCGGGAAAACUUGGACAAUGAGACAGAGACAGACUCGGUGGUGUCAUCGCAAAGGGAACGACCUCGUCGGAAAGAUGGGCCUGACCAUGCACCCAGGGUGAAUGGGACAGUGAAGGGAGAGCGGCGCCGAGACCUGGGCGGGUACGAGAGCUCCUCCACGCUCAUGAGCAGUGAGCUGGAGACCACCAGCUUCUUUGAUUCAGAUGAAGAUGACUCCACCAGCAGGUUUAGCAGUUCGACAGAGCAGAGCAGUGCUUCCCGUUUAAUGAGGAGGCACAAGCGACGCCGACGGAAACAGAAGGCUCCACGCAUUGAGCGGUCAUCGUCCUUCAGCAGCAUCACAGACUCCACCAUGUCCCUGAACAUCAUCACGGUCACGCUGAACAUGGAGAAAUACAACUUUCUGGGCAUUUCUAUUGUGGGACAGAGCAAUGAGCGUGGGGAUGGAGGCAUUUACAUUGGCUCUAUCAUGAAGGGUGGCGCUGUGGCAGCUGAUGGCAGGAUUGAGCCAGGAGACAUGCUCUUGCAGGUAAAUGACAUCAACUUUGAGAACAUGAGCAAUGAUGAUGCAGUGCGGGUGCUGAGGGAGAUUGUGCACAAGCCGGGGCCCAUCACCCUGACGGUGGCCAAGUGCUGGGACCCCAGCCCCCGGGGCUGCUUCUCGUUACCCAGGAUUGCUCCCCAGCGGAUCUGGGCUGGGCCAGACUCUCCAUGCUCCGAUCCGGGUGAGCCCAUCCGGCCCAUCGACCCGGCAGCCUGGGUGUCUCACACAGCAGCGAUGACUGGCACCUACCCAGCGUACGGUAUGAGUCCAUCCAUGAGCACAAUCACUUCCACCAGCUCCUCCAUCACCAGCUCCAUCCCAGAGACUGAACGCCUCGAUGACUUUCACCUGUCCAUCCACAGCGACAUGGCCACCAUUGUCAAAGCCAUGGCCUCACCAGAGUCAGGCCUGGAGGUGCGUGACCGCAUGUGGCUGAAGAUCACCAUCCCCAAUGCCUUCAUUGGUUCAGAUGUGGUGGAUUGGCUCUAUCACCACGUGGAGGGUUUUACGGACCGUCGUGAAUCCCGCAAAUAUGCCAGUAACCUGCUGAAGGCUGGUUACAUCCGACAUACCGUGAACAAGAUCACCUUCUCGGAGCAAUGCUAUUACAUCUUCGGGGACCUCUGUGGAAACAUGGCUAAUCUUUCUCUUCACGAUCACGAUGGCUCCAGUGGUGCCUCCGAUCAGGACACUUUGGCUCCACUCCCCCACCCAGGAGCUGCACCCUGGCCUAUGGCUUUCCCGUACCAGUAUCCACCACCUCAUCCAUACAACCCCCACCCUGGCUUCCCUGACCCAGGCUACAGCUAUGGAGGGGGUAGUGCAGGCAGCCAGCACAGUGAAGGGAGCCGGAGCAGUGGUUCCAAUCGCAGCGGCAGCGAGAGGAGGAAGGAGAGAGAGAAGACCGGGGAGUCCAAGUCUGGCGGCAGUGGGAGUGAGUCGGACCACACCACGAGGAGCAGUAUGCGGCGUGAGCGUGCGGCCAGCGAGCGCUCAGUGCCAGCCAGCCAGCACAGCCAGCGUAGCCAGCACUCUCUGGCUCACAGCAUCCGCAGCCACCACAGCCAGCAGUCGUACGGGCCACCCGGCCUCCCCCCUCUCUUCAGCCCCCCCAUGUUGCUGAUGCCUCCACCACCUUCAGCCAUGGGGCCCCCUGGGGCGCCGCCAGGCCGUGACCUGGCCUCUGUGCCCCCCGAACUGACAGCCAGUAGACAGUCCUUCCGAAUGGCCAUGGGCAACCCCACAAAGAAUUACGGGGUGUUUGACUUUCUCUGAGCCUGCCGCCCGUGGGGGGGAGAGCUGGAGCGUGGCGUGGCCCGACAGGAGGACACAGAGCUCCAAGGGCGCUGGGCACACGUGGCGCUGAAGAUGGCUUCUUUCCUCCCCCUUGUGGAAGACGCCUUGCCCUUCCCUUCCCACAGCCCUGAGAGGGGAGCAGGGACCAGCCUUAUAUAUGCGUUUUAAAUCCUGUUGUAGUUGCCUUUUGGCUAAUGCAUGAAUGUUCCAGGGCUUCAGUGCCUCUGGGGAGUGGAGAAAUGCUGCUGCUUCCCACUUGCCUCCCUCCUCUUGCCUACAUAUUGGGCCGGGUCUGAGCCUGGCACUGCUCCAUGGCAGGACCCUCCUUUACUUUACCUGGCCUGGCCUGCGAGUCUCUGGGCUGGGGCUGUACCUCUGCAUUCAGCCUGGAGCAGCAGUGGCUGCCUGUGCAGCCUUGCAUGACUCACAGCCCUGCACCUGUCUGUGGGUACUCGGUGGAGGAGCAGAUUUAAGGGCAGAGUUCUGCUCCCUCUGUCCUGCUUUUUGCUCUCCUCCCUGCGACGUACUGCUGCCUGUCCCAUUUGUAGGGGCUGUCCCAUGUCUGGGGCUGGCGAUGGCAGCUGUGGCCUUCUCCCUGCUGCUGUUGCACUGCUGCUGCUCACCAGUGUGACAUCUUCAAGGACCUGGAUGCAGUUAGAAAGUGAGGGACGGGCACAAGUGAUUUGUUUUCAUGCUUUGGGGAAACAUAGAGGUCCCCUAUAUUUGCCCUAUGAAGGGUCUAAGGCUGCCUCCUACUCUGCCCAGCACCACAAGCGCUGCUAGCCUGGCUGCUGGGAGGGAUGAGGCUCUGGGAUGGCCCCGCUCCCUUUAGGCAAUAUGAGCUCUCUGGGGAUGGAUGCUGCAGACUGAACUGUGGCCUCUGGACUCAGUGCCGGCAGAUGUGUCAGGACAGUUGAGUCCAUUUGCUAUGGUGCUCCCUGCCCUUUUUCCUUUUCUGGGUACUCAGAGACAUGCCUCAGGCUGGGGGCAGCCCCCUUCCCCACACCCAGGGACGGUACAGUACGGUACAAACAUGCUUCACCCUGAUCUUGUUGGUGCUGGCGCCCUGGCGCCCUCUCCUACGGCCACGCCAUGGCUUUCUCUGCAAGUGUUGCCUCCUUUUGUCUUUGUGUUUGCAGUUUUUAUACGCUGAAGAUGAAAUGUAUUUUGCUCCUGAGGGGUCUGUGUUGCCCCUGCAACCCCUCUGCUAGCUCUUUCAUGACAUCAGUUCAUCUCCCCCCGACUCUCUAAAGCCUCUCUUCUCCCCCUGCCCACUGGAGCCAGCUUGCCCAGUGCCCACUCUCUGCCAUCUUCCUGUCCCCUGGUCUCAGCACCAGCAAGCUGCUGCCUGUGCCCCCCCCUUUCCUCAUGCCCCCCAGCAGCCUCCCUGGGCACUGCUCAUGCCCUUGCCCUACCCUGCUUCUUGGGUUUUAUAAAAACAAAACCAAUCUCCUUGUUUUUAUUUAUAAACAUAGUUUUAUUGGA
This is a messenger RNA of Phalacrocorax carbo (great cormorant), 3811 nucleotides long. Lineage: Eukaryota; Metazoa; Chordata; Aves; Suliformes; Phalacrocoracidae. The record is from RefSeq and is a predicted model, not a curated record.